Messenger RNA from Peronospora matthiolae, 654 nucleotides. The record is from the annotation of a GenBank genome assembly. Lineage: Eukaryota; Oomycota; Peronosporomycetes; Peronosporales; Peronosporaceae.
AUGUACGAAGGGAUUGACAACCUGAAAUCCCUUUACGACCGUGCCGGGAAGACUUUCUCCGGCGGUCCUUCUGCGGCACAGGAUGUGCCGCGUCGUACUGCUCAACCAGACCCAGUACGUCGACCAUCAGUUGGGGGCGGGGCUCCCAAGAAUCCCAGGACGGGGGAUAGCCGCGCCACCGGACGAGAUAACUCGUCCGACGUCCGUUCACGUCGCGGUGGUUCAACAGCUGCUCAACUAGAUGGCGCUGGCCACCGCGAGAGUCCUCUAAUGGAGGUGGAGGGGAGGAGGGAAAGACGCUCUCCACACGAUCAUGUGGAUCGGUGUGUUCCCGAGAGCUUCUUUGAUCGCGUAACGCAAGGGUUACGCGACGAUCUCGAACAUGAGCGGAAUAGGCGUCUCCAAAUGGCGGACACUGCCUCGAAGCAUCGAGCUGAGUUUGCCUUUGCUCAGCUUGAGAACGAGAGAUCUCUGACAUCUCUUCGUGACGAGCUAAGGGUAGCUCGUGGGAUUGUUGAUCGGUCUCGGGCUGAGAUAGCUGCUCUUCAGACCCUUGUUGAUGCCCACCAUCGGGAGCACAAGGCUCUCUGCGAGAUGCUUGAGCGCAAGGGCGUUCUUCAUCGGAAGAAGCAGCGUACUGAUGGUACGGCUUAA